AUGACUAGACACAUCAGCUUAACAGCUGCUCAAGUUACCCCAGAAGAAAUAACUCCAUUGGUUCCUCCGCAGUCAGGUGACAAGAACCACGAAGACCUCACAGCUUAUUUUUUAGAGGCUCUGCUCAAAUACAUGGUAAACCAGGCCAAAUCACUUGAGUGGAGAAGUAAGGAGAACCAUGAGCGUGGUUUCAGCUUUCUUUUUGGACAUUUCAGAAAGUUUUACCUUCCUCAUAUCUUCCCCAACUUUGCCACUGAGACCAGUCUAUAUAAUCCUUUACUUGAUGUGCCACCAAUGCGCCCUAAACCUUAUUACAGUGUAGUGCGCAAAGAACAAGAUGGUGGUGAGACAAUUUAUUGCACCAAGGAGAGCUUCCUCCAGGCCAGAGUCAUCUUUAUUCGUUGGUUGGUUUCAUUUUGGCUUGAACCACGGCCUAACACCCAGACUCAAAUCCCAGGAAUAGAAGGAGAACAUGUGCCCAAGAAUAUUCAACGAGCAGCUGCAGGAUUAGCAGCCCGCACUGCUAUGAGCUCAGAUGAAAGUGGCGGAGGUGGGAUUCGAUCUGACAACCAUCUGGAAGUGAGUGGUCCUUCUUUAGGGCCAGGAGGCAUUCGAGGGGAGGUCAUGGGGGCUGGGCUUGGGGCUGAACCUGAACAAAGCCACUCGAACACAUCUACACUGACUGAGAGGGAACCCAGCUCCUCCUCCUUGUGCUCCAUGGAUGAGGAGCAGUUAACUGACAUGGAGGUGGUGAGGAGAGUACUGACAAGCUCCCGAACCAAUGUCAACUUUAUUACAGAAAUAUUCAGACAGGCCUUCCUCCUCCCCAUGUGUGAAGCUGCAGCUAUGCGUAAAGUGGUGCGUGUUUACCAGGAGUGGAUCUCAAUGGAGGAUAAGCCAGUAUUUAUGAAGGAUCCAGAAGAGGGCCCCUAUCCUACUGAUCGUGAUUCAAGAGAAAAUGAGGAUGAGGGAAACAAAGAUGUUGACAGCGAAUUGUUGGAGUAUAGUGUUCAUGCUGGGAUUCAAACCACCCUUCAGGUGUUUAUAACCCACUCAUCAAACGUGUUUCUCCUGGAACCAGCUAAUGACAUUAAGAUCCUUUUGGAGGAGCAUGUGGACAUGUGCAAACGUGUGCUAAAUAUUUACCGCAGUCUUGUCAUGCAUGAAACCAUGGACCAGAAAACAUGGGAGCAAAUACUCUUGGUUUUGUUGAGAGUAACAGAGUCGGUGAUGAAGAGACCUCCAUCCAUUAUGCCUCAAGGCAAAAAGAACAACACACUGUCAGGAAGAUUGGCGGGACCAAUAUUUCAGACACUGAUUGUAGCUUGGAUUAAGGGAAAUCUAAAUGUGUACAUAAGCAGAGAUCUAUGGGAUGAUCUUCUCUCUGUGCUCUCGUCUCUGACCUGCUGGGAGGAGCUUGUCACUGAGUGGUCCCUCACUAUGGAAACACUUACUAAGGUGUUGGCCAGGAACCUUUACAGUGUAGAUCUAAAUGAAUUGCCUUUGGACAAACUGAGUGAACAAAAACAGAAGAAACAUAAAGGAAAAGGUAUCAGUGCAGAUACCCAGCGACAAAUUGUUGACCGGUCCUUCUCUAAAGGUUGGAGCAGAGAUCAACCAGGCCAAGCUGCAGCUAUGAGACAGAGGAGUGCUACCACUGCUGGUUCACCUGGGAUCGAAAAGGCUCGGAGUAUAGUCCGUCAGAAGACUGUAGAUCUGGAAGACCCUCCAAUCACACUGAGCAGCAGGUCUACUCGUAUGCGACACUCUUCCCAAAGUGAUGAGACCCCUCCAGUGUCCUGUGGCGAAGUCUUCCAGGGCGUGGCAUGUGACCUGGAUGGCCCACCUUCUUCUACUCUGGCACGAAGCAGCAGUGCAUCAGACAUCAUGGAGCCCUUCAUCGCAGAACGGGUCAAAGGUGAAGAGCCUGAAAUGGAUGCCUGUUCAAACCUGAAUCCUCCUCACGAGCACCUCACAGCUACUUCCUUACUUUCAGCCAAUAGCCACAUGGCUCCACCACACUCACCCUCCUCUCCUUCUGCCUCCCCGAUUACUUUUCCCAGUGAUGUAGUUGCAGAGAAACAAGAUGAUGAUAGUUUAUGUAAUCAUAUUUGGGAGAAGGCUGGUUCCAAAAGCCAGGAUUCAAGUUCUGAUUGGGCGAAGGACUGGGAUUCUGCCUUUAUUUUUUGUGCUGAAAGAGAAGCGGAUGCAGAGGACAGUGAAGAGGGAACUGGCUUAGAAGAUGAUUUGUUUUCCUCUAUACGAGACUACCUCACUAAUAAGGGAAGUGAAAAUAUUAUGGAAGAAGGGGAGAGGAACUGCUGUGUUGAUACACUAGAAAACAAUGCAACUGUACCUGUGGAACCUAGCAUAGAAAGAACAGAAGUUGAAUGUGCAGGGCAGAUAGGAGAAGUUAGGCAAAUGACCCAAGCUCAGCCUGGUCGUGACGGCAGGCAUGCAAUCAAAGGUGUUAGACACAGCAGUGUAGAUUCUGCUGAGGAUAUUGAAACAGAUCAGAGAAGCAUUUAUGAAUGUUUGGAGCUGCAGUGUCCAUCACCCAGAGUCAAGAGUAGUGCAAGUUUAGAAAGACAUAUAGGAAACAAGGAGAAAAAGGGAGACAAUGCACUGAAAAGUGAUUUUAUGGAAGACUCAGGGAAAGAGGAUGAGGACCCAAAUGAGGGAUCUAGUAUCAACUCCCAAGACCACAACAGUGUAGAAUCUAAUACUGAGUUGACUGAAUCUGUAGAUAAGAAACGGGGUGCCAAAGUGCAUCACUGUGGGGGUGUUCAUGUGAGCUUCCGGCCCUCCACGGAGUCUGUCCAAUUUCACAAUCCCCUUGAGAGCAAAGAGGCACAUUGGAAAGCAAGGCUGCGACGCCUCAGCCACUUCCACACUCAUAGUCACUCUGCUGGAGACAGGCAUGUGUCCGGGUCAGGAAGGCUGGGUUCAGGAGGAGCAGGUAAGUUUGUGUCUAUGGCUGGUAUUAGCCACAAAGUAGGGGCCCAUGACAGAGCUGGAGCAGGGACUGAGCGAGCUGAGGGAGCAGGGCAUCACAGAACUGGACCUGGAGGGGACAAGGACCGACCACAGUGCCCUGCAAUGGGAACCAAAGUGAACUCUGAGGCACAUUCAGAGUUAUCUAGCAGCACCAGCGUGUCAUCAGGGGUGCGUGGCCGUUUAGGACGUUCGGCCUUGCGAUCGCGAGCGUCUCGCUCACGCUCCCAGGAGCCUGGCACUGUUUCACGUCAUCACCAAGGGGCUAUUCUCGGUGGUGUUUAUAAGAGUGUUGUUCAUGCUCUGUCAUCUAAGCCCCGCCCUCGUGGUCAGGGCUCAUCUCAGGGCUCGUCGCCUCAGCGACAGGCCAAAGCCACUAUGGGUGAUGCGUCGCUAAAGGAUCUCUACUCCCAUGUCCUGGGCUACUUUGGAAGAAAGACGGCCACUCCAGCAAACAAAGAGGAGGUGGUCCCCAAGGCCCGUCCUGUCUCCACUGAUGUCGGAAGCAGCAAUCCCAACUUUUCAGACCUCAUGGAUGAAUUUAUCCAGGAAAGACUGCGAACCAAAGGAAGUUCGGGUCGACGUGGCAGCAGCCCAGGCAGUCUGGAGGUCCCCAGGGAUUUGCCCGAGCUCCUUGAAGCCACUCAAAGUCCAGGAUCUAGACCCUCAGAUGAUCCCAGGCCCAUAGAUGACCCAGGAGUUCCUUCUGAGUGGACCUCACCUGCCAGUGCCAGCGGUUCAGAUGUCAUUAGCUCAGACAGCCAGUCAGAUUCUUUCAACGCUUUUCAGUAUUCAACGUGCAAGUUUGAUAAUUUUACUUUUAGCUCAGAAUCCUGUGGAGGAGGUGCAGCGGGGUCUGGAGGAGGAGGUAGAGGAAGCUCACUGGACCAGGACAGUUUAGGAGGGGGCGUGGCCAGUGAAGAACAUGAAGUUGCCAGCCUGACGACGCUCCACAUUGACUCUGAGACAAGUAGUCUAAGUCACACAGUCACUGUUACUGGUUCAGAGAGUGCAUCUCCCAUGCAUUCUCUUGGAGGGUCUCGUUCCCAGACGCCUUCUCCUGCCACCAUGACCACAGAGCAUGCUGAUCACUCACGCUCCCACUCACAUACCCACCUGCAGCUUGACCAAAAACUCCACAAUUCUGUCCUUCAAACACCAGAUGACCUUGAAACCAGUGAGUUUCCGAGCGAAGACUGCAGUGUAAUGGCGGGUGGCUCUUUAACUGGGUGGCAUGCUGAUGUUGCCACGGUAAUGUGGAGGCGAAUGCUGGGUAUCCUCGGGGAUGUCAAUAGUAUCAAAGACCCAGAGAUCCAUGCUCAGGUCUUUGAUUAUUUGUGUGAACUUUGGCAAAGUCUUGCCAAGAUAAGAGAUAAUUUAGGAAUUUCUCUGGACAACCAGUCAUCUCCUCCACCACCUGUGUUAAUUCCACCUCUGAGGAUUCUCACACCUUGGCUUUUCAAGGCCACCAUGCUAACAGAGCGCUACAAACAAGGAAAGCUUCAUGCCUACAAACUCAUCUGCAGAAUCAUGAAAAGGCGGCAGGACGUUUCUCCAAAUACAGACUUUGUCACACAUUUUUACAACAUUAUGCAUCAUGGAUUGCAACAUCAAGACCAGGACAUUGUGAACACCAUUAUAAAGCAUUGUAGCCCAAGGUUCUUCAGUAUUGGACUUCCUGGAGCCACCAUGUUGAUCAUUGACUUCAUUAUUGCAGCGUCUAGAGUUACUGCCUGCUCAUCAUUAAAUGCUCCUAGAGUGGAGGCUCAGAUCCUCCUUGGAUCUCUUGUUUGUUUUCCAAACUUCUAUGGAGAACUUCCCGCCCUGCAUCCAACCACAGCUGAUGUAGUGAUCACCAAGUUUCCAGAUGUCAAGGAACACAUCAUCAAAACAAUUCUAACAUCUGCAAGAGAUGAGCCCUCUGCUCCAGCUAGGUGUGUGGCUUUGUGUAGUCUGGGCAUCUGGCUGUGUGAAGAGUUGGCUCAUGGCACUCAGCAUCCUCAGAUUAAGGAAGCUCUCAAUGUCAUCUGUGUUACUUUAAAGUAUUCCAACAAAAAUGUAGCAUUAGUGGCAUCGGAUAUUCUUCAUCUUCUGAUCAGCUAUGUAGAUCAUCUUCAGAAAUUUCCCCCUGACAUGCCAAAGAAGAUUGUUGAGAUUUUGAUCGCCACAAUCACUUACUUGCUACCAGCUACUGAGUCUUCCCCACAUGAACUUGACAAAAGGUUGGUAGUAUCUCUGCUCUUGUGCCUUCUGGACUGGGUCAUGGCUCUACCUCCUGAAACGCUUCUUCAGCCUGUUCACUCAAGGAGCCCCCCAGAGAAAGACCAACCCACUAAAACCCUUCUGAGCUGUAUUUACAAAGUGUUACAUGGCUGUGUAUAUGGAGCACAGUCGUUCAGUAGUCCCAAAUACUUCCCCCUGCAGCUGUCAGACCUGUUUACUGCAGACUACGACCCAUUCUUACCUUUAGAGUGUUUGCGAGAACCAGAACCUCUCCACAGUCCAGAGUCUGAGCGCUCCGCCAAACUGCAGCCUGUCACAGAAGUUCGGAGUCGUAUCCAACAGGGUUUGGUAUCCAUCGCAGCCAGAACAGUCAUCAAUCACCUUGUCAACCACCUAGGACACUAUCCCAUGUCCGGAGGGCCAGCCACUCUGUCCAGCCAGGUGUGCGAAAACCAUGACAACCCAUAUUCUGAGAGUGCAGAUCUUGGACCAGAACUUUUCCACUCACCUAAUCUACAAUUUUUGGUUCUGAAUGGCACCACACUACUCUCUGUACUUCAGAUCCGGUCAGAGUCGGGUGUGCCGGGAGGUGGCAUGACCGCUGGUUUGUCUUCAGCUCCAGCGUGUGUCCGUGUCAUUGUCCGAGAUGUAGCUGGAAAACACUCCUGGGAUUCUGCUGUCCUCUAUGGGCCACCCCCUACUAGCCCAAGCAGCCCAGCACAUAUACUCCUGUCUCAUAUACAGGCAACUCACACUACAAACCUCCAUUUACGCACCCCACCAGGAAGUCUACCCAAAAGAAUGGAAGUAAACAAGGAAGAGGAAGAAGACCAAGAGGACGAGAGGGAGGAGUCACAAGAAGAAGAGGAAGAGAGGAAAGUUGUUGAAAUGGAGAAAGGAGAUCAAGAAGAGGUUGAUGCAGAGGAUGACCAAGAUGAGGAAAACAAGAAGGAACAGGAAGUGAAUGAUGAAGAUGACAAAAGUGAACCGGGACUGGAACAGACAUUAGCCCCACCAUCAGCUAAACGUGUGUGUCGGGAGGUUGUGCCAGCGUGGGAUUCACUGAGAGAAGGAGAAGAUGCCCUGGAUGAAAUGCUGCAAUACAUGGGAUACUCCAGUCCCGAGUGUCUGCAAAGAGCUGGCAUGCCACUUAACAUUCCUGCACCACCUCCAGCCUGUGUUUCGGAGAAGCAGGAGAAUGAUGUGAUUAAUGCCAUUUUGAAGCAGAGUGCAGCCGAGAAAGACUUUGUUCUUCAAAGAGGUGAAGAAUUGAACAUGAGGGCCAUGCCACAUCCUGAGCCAGACACAGAGACACCCCAGUCAGCCUUUUACUACUGCAGAUUACUGAUCAACAUAUUGGGUCUAAACUCCUGGGAAAAGAGGAGUAGCUUUCAUUUGUUGAGGAAAAAUGAGAAAUUACUGAGGGAGUUGAAGAACUUGGAUUCACGGCAAUGCCGUGAGACACACAAAAUUGCAGUGUUUUAUGUAGCUGAAGGUCAAGAGGACAAACACUCCAUUCUCACCAACACAGCGGGCAGCCAAGCUUAUGAGGACUUUGUUUCAGGCCUGGGCUGGGAGGUGGAUCUUACAACUCACUGUGGCUUCAUGGGAGGUCUGCAACGUAACCGCAGCACAGGCCAGACCACACCAUAUUAUGCCACAUCCACCACAGAGGUGAUCUACCACGUCUCCACACGCAUGCCUCAUGACCAGGACCACAACCUCACCAAGAAGCUCAGACACUUGGGCAAUGAUGAGGUCCAUAUUGUGUGGUCAGAACAUUCCAGAGAUUACAGACGAGGAAUCAUCCCCACAGAGUUUGGAGAUGUGCUAAUCAUCAUUUACCCAAUGAAGAACCACAUGUACUCCAUCCACAUACUCAAGAAGCCAGAGGUACCUUUCUUUGGACCACUGUUCGAUGGUGCUAUAGUGGACAUGAAGAUUUUACCCACAAUGGUCAGAGCCACAGCCAUCAAUGCCAGUCGAGCCUUGAAAUCCCUCAUUCCUCUCUAUCAAAAUUUCUAUGAAGAGCGUGCCAGAUACCUUGAAACUAUUGUGCAGCAUCACCAGGAACCCACAACCUUUGAGGAUUACGCUGCUCGAGUCUACACUCCAGCUCCGUGCACACAUUUUCCUUCUGAUACAGGCUCCUGCCUCGAGAUUCUUCGGGGAGAAAGUCCGGCUCUUGGGGAGGCCGGGAGCGACUCGGCGUCCCCCAUGUCUCCCAGGACUAGCAAGAGUCGCAUGUCCAUGAAGCUGCGCCGUUCGUCUGGGUCUGCCAAUAAGACCUAAGCUUAUAGACUUUCACUUCAGCACAAAAUAUAUCCAGCAUAUUUGCAACAUAAUCAAGAAAAAUAGAGCUUGUGUUAUACAUUUCCUAUACCAUCAUAUACCACAAUGUACUGAAAAACAUUUAUUGAAUUGUGGCUGAAGCUGUUAUUUUUGCUGUCUAUUCUCAGCCAUGCUUUUGAAAAAAAAAAAAAAUAGCUGGACAAGUGGGCCUUGAGUAUUACUUCAUGUCCCUAUCAUGUAUGAGAGCACAUUGCAAGAGAAAAAACAGGUGCUGCGUAGAUGCUGUAUAUUUGUACCAUAGGUGGACAUGGAUGUACAAACAAAAGCUGAGUUUUGAUAGAAAAGAAAUUAGAUUGUUCCAAAAGCACCACGAAUAUAGUGACAAAUGUCUAUUUUUAUGGUCAGAUCUGUAAAUGGGGUCGUGGGUUGUUUUGACGACGCUCAAAUAUAAAUACUUCAGCUGUUCGAGAAGAAAUGUGUAGACUGAAGUUAUGGCUUCAGAAAUGCCAAAAAUAUUUCUCAUUCAGAAAGUGUUGUUUUAAAAGACUGUUGCGAACAGAUCAAAAAGCAAGCACUUGUUACACGUUAUUUUGCUGAUUAUUUAAACGUAAAAAGCACUGAUAUCACUGCAUUUUUUUUUCUUUAUACUUUUUACUUGACUGUAAGUGUUGACCGACAGAGUUGCUGUUUUUUGUUUUAUUUGAUGCAAGAGAACCACAGUUAUGUUUCCUUGUUCUUAGCCGUUAUGAUAAUACAUGUAUUAUCUGUAUAUCUAUAUAUGUUUGACUAUAAAUCUAUAUACUGUAUAAUAGAUAUGGAUCUAUAAGUAGGUGUACAGUGAGAGAAAGCUACUUGUGUAUAUACUGUUUUAUGAGCAUUGCUGCCAAAACCAAACUGUGGUCUUAGCCUCAGACCACAUCUGCUAAACAUGGACUGACACUAUGAGUUUAAACUCCAAUAGUUUAGUAAUAACUGUAUUUUGUUCAUGAUAUGUUAAUAAUGGUAAUAACCCAUCAUGAUACCUGUACCAUAUAGAUCUCGCCUUUUAGUUAUAGUGGAUAUCAUUCAGCGGUCAACAAUGUUCAGAAAUGUUUUGAUCUAUUCUUGUAGCAUUUUUAAGUUACAAAAUAUUCCCUAAUCCGUUUUUGUAUUAUUGAUACCACUUUGAUCAGACAUAUUACAGUAUUGUUACACUUAUGUUACAGUGGUCAGCAAAAGAAGUUAAAUGAACACACUAAAUAUAAAUUAUAGUUUAGUUCACUCCAUCUUUAUCAUUUAUGUUUUGAAUGCAAAGGCUGUGGUAUUAAGUGUGUCUUUCAUACAUUUUAAUGACUGCUUGUCAGCACUGCUGCUUUUCUUUGCCGCCCAUUUGUGUUAUGUGUUACGUAUUGUUACAUAAAUGUACUUUUAACCAUAGAACAAAGGGACUUAAACUUUUUUUUUAACUUCACUUCACUCUAAUCAUAAUAUUAGAAGUCACUUUUUGUUUUAUCACUAUUUUUUUAUGUCUUGUGUCCCUGUAAAUUGUCACUGAUACAGUUACUGAAAAAGAUGGGGAAGUCUCCCCUUCCUGGUCCUCUGUUUGGUCGAACAUGUGCUAUAGUUACUCAUUUUUCAUUUUGAGAUAAUGUGUACAUGAUGUAAAUUGACAAACAGAAUCAUCUUGUCAUCACUGUCACCGUUUGAUUUGCCUCUUGUUCUGGGGUCUCAUGCUGUAGCACUGUCGAUGUUACAAGUCCUGUUUCUUUGCAGUGUCAACAUCUCUAUCACAUCUCUUAGCCACAUACAACCAUAAACAUUAAAUGCUUAAAAUAUUUAGUAAAUAUGCAUUUUAAACAUACAAUAUUUCAAAUUGAAAUACUGAAAACUUUUUUUUUAUUUGUGUCCACCUAAAUUGACAGUACAUGCAAAUAUGCCUUCAUAAGCUACUUGUAUUCUCUGUAGAUUUGUGCAAAACUUUAUUAUUAAAAAGUAGAAAAUGUAGACUUCCAUAAGCAGUUUCUCUGGAGAGCUGAUAAAUCAUGCUGUAAUUUGUGAUGAAGCGGAUGUACUGACUGUCCUGUCCACUGCAUGAGCCCGCAGCGCUAAGUGCAUGUGUUUGACCUGUGACCCCACACACAAGAGCAUGGCCACACUCACUACAGUGUUACUUACUGACAAACCAACAGUGUGUAAAAAAACACAUUCAAACCUAUGUAUGAAUAUGACAAAAAAGCAUCAAUAAAUAAUAAUUAAAAAAAAUGUC
Messenger RNA from Boleophthalmus pectinirostris (great blue-spotted mudskipper), 9754 nucleotides. It is a transcript of the gene ralgapa1, whose product is annotated as Ral GTPase activating protein catalytic subunit alpha 1. Gene Ontology annotation, molecular function: GTPase activator activity. The record is from RefSeq and is a predicted model, not a curated record. Lineage: Eukaryota; Metazoa; Chordata; Actinopteri; Gobiiformes; Gobiidae. The transcript is spliced from 40 exons. Bases 1 to 7509 code for a protein of 2502 amino acids. Gene Ontology annotation, biological process: positive regulation of GTPase activity; regulation of small GTPase mediated signal transduction. Gene Ontology annotation, cellular component: nucleus; cytoplasm.